Molecule: messenger RNA, 1167 nt
Organism: Effrenium voratum
Lineage: Eukaryota; Dinophyceae; Suessiales; Symbiodiniaceae
Source: the annotation of a GenBank genome assembly
AGCCACUUACACAAGCGGCCAGCCCACAAGCGGAGCCAUGGGGGCGUCUCAUGCAGUGGAGCUGAUCGCAGAGCAUGCCUCCCAGUCCCAGCCGGGGAUGCAGAGCAUCAUUUCGGGGCCACUGGAUGAACUUGACCCACCGGUCACUCCAGAAGAAGCCUUUGAAGAAUGUCUCGCGCUCUUGAAGUAUCCCCUGGAUUCAGCGUCCGAAUCGCUUCUGAAGGAGUUGAGCCUGAAGGAGACAGAUGAUUGCAACUUUACGCUCAAGGUCAUUUUGGACGGCAAGAAGCUGGAUGGCUACGGCUAUGGAAAGGGCGAUGGCACAGACAGAGUGAGGAAUUGGAAGAAGGUGUCGGCUGAUCGCUCCAAGCUUCGCAUCACCUGUGUGGAUUAUGUGGACGAGGGCAAGAUGGGAGCAUGGGUCACUGACGCCAAAGAGGAGCCAAUCACCCAGUGCGUCGUCAACAUGUUGAAGGAUCCCGGGCAGAUUGAGUUCUGCUUGGACAGGAAGGGCCAGCGAAGAGCAGAUCCCAAGUUCAGGGAUGGACUCUACGCCUGGUCUGAUGCAAUCAUCGGGUCCGUGCAGGCACAGAAGCGUGCGAAGGUGAAGGUGCAGCCGGAUGCUCCAUCCAUCCAAGAGAAGGGCCUCAAGAGCAUGGUCUCAGAGCCAAUGGAUGAGCAUGUCAGUUAUGACAAUUUUUUCCCUCAGCUGGUGAAGGCCGUGAAGACCCUCAUUUCUGGGGUGCCCAAAAUCAGCGUCGAGGAGGUCUCUGACGAGGAGCUUCGGGGAACCGCAGUGGACGAGAAGGGUGAGACCACCACGCACGCGGUGAAGUUCUCCCAGUCGGCCGGGACGCUCUGUUGGACGAUCACCGCUGGCGACAAGGUGAUGUCGCAAAUGCAUCGUGUGGUCCACCGGGACCCUCUGGUGAUGGAGGCAUGGGACAUUGGCCCGGAUGGAGCUCGCUCGUGCGGCAUUUCGAAAGCGAAACAGAUGCAGAAGAACAUCAAUGACGCUAUCGAGAAGGCCAACAGUUGGUUUGGCUGAGGGCAGCCAAAUGGCAACUUUUGAUGGCGCUGACGAUGCUCGCGCUGAAGCCAGAGGGGACAUGUUAGUGUGUUCCCAAGUCCUUUCUGCUCCGAGCCUCUAGAUGACCAAUCCUGGAA